Molecule: messenger RNA, 4339 nt
Organism: Rhineura floridana
Lineage: Eukaryota; Metazoa; Chordata; Lepidosauria; Squamata; Rhineuridae
Gene: POU2F2
Product: POU class 2 homeobox 2
Exons: 16
Coding region: 95-2056 (653 amino acids)
Biological process (GO): regulation of transcription by RNA polymerase II
Cellular component (GO): nucleus
Molecular function (GO): DNA-binding transcription factor activity, RNA polymerase II-specific; RNA polymerase II cis-regulatory region sequence-specific DNA binding
Source: RefSeq, a predicted model, not a curated record
AAAUGAAAGAGCCUGUUGGUGGGAAGGUAUAUUUAAUUUGAAAAUAGGGUCUUCCUUUUUGGUAUUGAAUUAACAACAUUCAGAAGAAGUAAGAAUGUCUAAGCCCCUGGAGCUGGAGAAGGCGCGGCUGGAGCUGCAAGAGGAACACACAGAUACAGAAAGAAAUGGACCUGACACAAACCACCAGACCCAGCAGAGCAAACCUUCCCCGUUCUCCUCAUCCCCAACCAGCACCGGCACCAAGAUCAAAGCUGAAGACCCAACAGAAAUGCCUCCAGCUCCGGCCCCAGUCCCGGCUCCCCCAGCUCAGCAAUCACACCUGCCCCAGGCCCAGCUUAUGUUAGCUGGCAGCCAGCUGGCUGGGCUCACGGCCCUGAUGCCUGCCCAACAGCAGCUGCUUCUGCAGCAGGCCCAAGCGCAGCUCCUGGCAGCCGCCGUGCAGCAGUCCAAUGCUGCAGCUGCCGCCGCCUCCUCUCAGCAGCCUGGGGCUGAGCUGACAGCGCCACAGAACCAGCCCCAGACGCCUCAGCUUGCCCUGUCUCAGCCAAUCCAGCUCACUGCACAGGAUAUCCAGCAGCUGCUCCAGCUCCAGCAGUUAGUCCUUGUCCCAGGGCACCACCUCCAGCCACCUGCACAGUUCCUGCUGCCACAGGCCCAGCAGGGACAGCAAGGGCUGCUCCCGACACCAAAUCUCUUUCAGCUACCUCAGCAAAACCCAGGGAGUCUCCUGCCGAACCAGCCUCGUGCAGGACUCCCAGCACAGCAAGUGACUCGGCCUGGCCUCCCCGAGUCCCACCUUACCCACUCACAGCCGCCGAAAUGCCUGGAGACCCCUUCACACCCUGAGGAGCCCAGCGACCUGGAGGAGCUGGAGCAGUUUGCCCGCACCUUCAAGCAGCGGCGCAUCAAGCUGGGCUUCACGCAGGGUGAUGUGGGGCUGGCUAUGGGCAAGCUUUAUGGGAAUGACUUCAGCCAGACAACCAUCUCACGCUUUGAGGCACUCAAUCUCAGCUUUAAGAACAUGUGCAAACUCAAACCUCUGUUGGAGAAAUGGCUCAAUGACGCUGAGACAAUGUCUGUGGACUCCACGCUUCCCAGCCCCAACCAGCUAAGCAGUCCCAACCUGGGCUUUGAUGGAUUGCCAGGCCGGCGCCGCAAGAAACGGACCAGCAUUGAGACCAAUGUCCGCUUUGCAUUGGAAAAAAGCUUUCUCGCGAACCAGAAGCCUACCUCAGAGGAGAUCCUACUUAUUGCCGAGCAACUGAACAUGGAGAAGGAGGUGAUUCGUGUCUGGUUCUGCAACCGCCGCCAGAAAGAAAAGCGGAUCAACCCUUGCAGCUCUGCUCCCAUGCUGCCUGCCCAGGGCAAGCCUGCUGGCUACACCCCUCACAUGGUGACCAGCCCAGGCACCGGCACAAGUCUGCCCCUCUCCCAGGCUUCCAGUAGUCUGAGCACAACAGUUACUACCUUGUCCCCAACAGUUUGCUCCCUGACCCCCAGUCGGACAGCGGUGGGAGCAGGGGGCACCACCCUCAACUCGGUCACGCCACCCCCAAGCAACAGCACAAAUCCCAGCCCCCAGAGCAGCAGUCACCCAGCGAUCAGCUUGCAAGGCCUGAAUCCCAGUACGGGAAGCACAGUGCUAGGGGUGAAUGCAGGGUUAAACCCAGCGCUAAUGGCCACCAACCCGCUGGCCACCAUACAAGCAUUGGCCAGUGGUGGAAGCCUGCCAAUUACCAGCCUUGAUGCCAGUGGUAACUUGGUCUUCAGUACCAGCGGAGGCACGACUGGAAGUCAGAGCAUCGUGACUUCGUCGCUCUUCCUCAACCACGCAGGCCUGCCCUUGCUGAGUGCUGCCCCGGGAGGUGUGGGGCUGGUGUCUGCGGCUGCUGCAGUGGCUGCCUCCAUGCCCAGCAAGUCGCCCACCCUGACCUCCUCCUCUUCUUCCUCCUCUUCCUCCUCCUCCUGUUCCUCAUGCAGCUCCUCCAGCGACAUGGCGCAGACUCUGGGGCAGGCUGGUCCCGGAUCCAGCGAGCCGGAUGCCAAGACGGAAUGAGGGUUGAGGAGGAGCAUCCUCUCUGCCUUCCCAACAUGUGGGGGUGGCAAGGAGUGGACGUACAAACCGACGAGUGAAACCAAAAAAAAAAAAAACCAAACAAAGAAUUGUCAGCAAACAGCCAAACGAAAAACCAACCAAAAAAAUAACCCAAAGCAACCAAACAAGCAAAGCAAAAAGGGACAAAGGAAGAAACCAAAAAGAUUUCCCCAAACUUUUGGUGUUUAUUUUUUUUUCCUUUUUUCUUUCCCCCCCCCAAUGUUCAGAACAAAACACCUCGCAAAAGGUGACUUUGUCAGUGGUUUGUUUGAAUUAUUUGCUUUGAUUUCUCUUUAUUUUUCUUCCGCUAGUUUCCUGGACAGUUUCAGAAAGGAAACAAAUAAACGGGAAUAGUUUUUUUUUUUGUAAAAAAAGAAAAAGAAAAAAAACACCUUUAAAAUCCUUAAGGGGAAAACAAAUCUCACACCAAAAAUCACCAGUCCUAGCUUCACCCAAAGCUUUUUACAGACUUUUCUAACUUCUGUGUCUGGUCGAAUGUCUUUCAAAACUCUUAUUUAUUCUAAUUUAUUCUUUUUCUUUUAUUUGGGAUUCAGAAAGGGUUGGACAGGGCAGGGGUAUAUUGGUUUAAUUUCAGAAUCUUGCUAUAAAUAUUUUUUCCUUUUUAAAAAAUGUUAGAUUUUUUUCCUUUUUUGCUGUGUUUUUUUGAAGCAGACUUUAUAGUUUUAAGUGAGUUCUGAUUAGAUAUGAAGGCUAGGAUUUUCAAAGGCAAUAAUGAGAAUUAGGCACCAAGUUCCCGUGCUGGAAACUGGUUUCCUAACUGAUGUCCUGCAAUGUGUUUUGCAUCACUGCUUCUAUCUGUUGGGGUUGAGCUGGGGGAGGAUGUUGCAUGACUCAGCCUUGCAAUGAACUCCACAAAAGGUUCUAGACCACAAAAGUAUUGGACCACCUUGCUUGUCAAUGCAUACCUACAUGUAGCCAUUUCUGGCUGGAAAGGAGAGGGUGGAGGUGGGGAAACUGCUUUACAAAAUUUCCCCCCUUAGUCACGUGCCUCUGAUUUUGAUUCAUCACAAGCCCAGAGUAUCAGAAAGGAAACAAAUAAGCAGGGAUGGGAAACCUGUGGCCUUACACAUGUUGCUGAACUACAUCUGCCAUCAUCCCUGAUCAUUGGCUAUGGUCACUGAGGCUGAUGGGAAUUGGAGUCCAACAACAUCUGGAAAGCCACAGGUUCCUCAUCCCUGAUCUAGUACAUCAAAUGCAGAUAGAGGAUCCUAGGCAUUUCUUUCCCCCUGCAACCAAAUGAAUUACAUCCAUUAAGAGUAACCUUAUUCAUAUCAACUGGGUUUCUCACCAUGGAUGAGCAUGUAAGUGUAAACACUCCUCUCUUUGUAGGACAAGAGGCCUUAUUGAAAGUCUCAGUCUUCACCUGUUUCAGGAUAGGCAGCACUAAAUGUGUACAGUUUGUUCUAGCAGCUCAAACAUUUUCUUUGCCAAUGUUCAAUUUUUCUAUUGAUCUUAGCUAUAGCUUUCCUUUUUUUAAAUUGAUUUUCACCUGGAGUUAGUAUCGGGUUAUUUUUCUGAAAACAGGAUGUGUAAUUUUUAUUAUUAUUUUUUUAUAUCUGUGUUUCUGAAAAAAAUACUCAUAUUCCAGUGCCUGACAAAAACCAAACCAAACCAAACAAAAAAAAAGGGAAUUUCAACAUUAUUUACAUUUUCCAGUAAAAAAACCCCAAAAAUUGAUAGACAUCACUACAGAAAACAACAAAAUGAAGACCACUGGGGAAUAAAAUAAAACCACAGAAGAGGGAUAAAAAUCCCCCUUUUUAUGUGGCUCACAGAGACUCGGAGGCGAGAGACAAACUUUUAACCAAAAAGAACCAAACAAGUGAACAAAGAAAGCUUAAAAACACACACGUACACACACAAAAAAACUUUUAAUUGAAGAAGAAAGGAUGAAAAUAUGUGGGAAUAAAUGGGAAAUCUUCAUUUUCUCUGAUUAGACAAAUGGCUCAACCGUCUUUCUCUGUCCUGAAAAAAAUACCUCAUGGAAAGUUGCGUUGAGAAGCCAAGGUUUUAUAAAUGGCAAAGAGACAAAAAAUAAAAAGUAAAAUGAACCAAAUCAAUGGAAGUGGGAGGGUAAGAUAACAGAGGAUCCUGAGACUUCCUCCCCAAAGUCUGGAAAGCUUUAAAAAUGGCUUCUCAAAACGCUCUUUUUUAUUUUUGUUUUAAAACUUUCUUCUGUACAUUUUUUGUUUGUUUCCUUUAUUAUUAUUUUUAACUGGUUGA